CGAACGGUCGCUGGCGGAGCCAAUCAGCGCGCCGCGUGCUGCUGACGUCAGCCGUUGCGGCCUGGCGGGGCUGGAGAUGGCAGGGAAGUGGUGACGGGGCUGACGGAGAGGCGGUUGUACUCGGCGCUGUCUGUCGGCUCACUCCCCCCGCCCUGCCCGCCGCUGUCACCCGGUAUCCCCCCCCCAGGCGGUGAGCUGUGUCCGGUGUCACCAUGAAGCCGGCCGCCCCGCUCGCUGUGUGCCUGCUGUGCCUGGCCGGCCUGGCCCUGGCCAUUCAGGAGGAGGACGGCAACCACCGGGAGCCCCCACUGCCGCAGAAACCCGAGCCGGCCGCGCGAGCCGAGGUGAGAGCAGCACCCGCUGUAAUGGGAGACAGAGAGGGAGACACAGGGAGGGAGACAGAGAGGGAAUGGGAGUCUUAAAGGGACACUGUAUGCACUGUAUCUGCUUCAUUUCAUUACACUGAUUAUAGUGCCCAGAGUUCCCAAGUUCCGUAAUUUCAUUCAGCAUUAUACAGUUUUCCAUAUUUUUAUGUUUCAAUGCUAAAUUAGAGACCCCAGCAGCCCCUCCCCUCUGUGCUGCUUUGGCAAUGAGGAAGUACUAGCAUGAGCAGCAAUGGGCAGCUGUGAUUGGCUGAGAGUGUCAGCUGUCUGUUUUCAGAGCUCCAACUAACUGAAGGGUAUGACUUCAAGGAAGUGAGUAAUCUCUGCCUUGGCCACACCUCCAGAAGAGGCCGGACUGUGGGUGGCCUCAAUCCCUUAUUUAGUGUUAAACAGCUCUAAAAUGGUUUAUGCCAGGAGAUUUCAGGCAUCAUAACCAAGUCAAAGAGAUGAAAUGAUUAUAGUGAGUACAGUGUCCCCUUAAUGGCGGACAGGGGGAGUCUGUGUACGGACACCGUGAGACCAGGUCACAUGUAAAGGGCAUCUGACACUCACUGAAUGGACAUCGCAGGAAGGAAACAUGAUACACUUGGUAGACAAAGAUGGAUAAAUGUGACUGGCAGGGGGAUCACACACUGACUGGAAGGGGGUGGUGGGCAUGGGAUCACACUGACUGGCAGGGCGUGGCGGUGUGACGGACAGUGCAGUAGAGGACCCCAGAUAUCAGUGCUGCAUCAUGACAUACACAUGUCCUGGUUAUAGACUGGUGAGUAAAAUACUUUGACAGUAGCUGCCAUGAAAAAAAAUUCUCUCCCUUCGUUGAUAAGCCAGGAGAGGUGCUGAGGUGAUACAAUCACUUUCUCUCCCAAGCUUCUCUCUUGACAUGUUAAUAAUGGUCGAGAGGCUGAAUUCAGAAUAUGUGCUGCCCCAGGUUGUAACUCACUCUUACAGGGUGUUCUCCUCCUCAUAAACCUAAUACUUCUAGCACUGGCUACAGUAGUAUAGAAGCAGUGUGACUGAUGCUACUCUGUACUGGCAGUGAUGCCAACGUGUCGGUGUCACUGAGAAGUUUACCAUGCUGGAAGAAGUGUUCCUGGGCAGAGCAUAUCAAAUUAGAGUGCAGACCAUUUCCAUUGUAGGGACACUCUUACCCUAAAAGUUUCAGCCCUGAGGUUAUUCUUGAGAAAAAUGGUACAAGAGGAAUUAAUAAGUAAGCAGAGGUGUUGGCACUUAACUCUUAAAGGUAAGGUGGCUCCCGGAUACUCCUGCCGCCUUAAAAACUUCACUGAGCUGAAGUUGUUACGGAUGUGGGAUUAUUCCUUAAACGCGAACUGGAUAGGAAGUAAAAAAUAAUAUAUAUAUAUAUAUAUAUAUAUAUAUAUAUAUAUAUAUAUAUAUAUAUAUAUAUAUAUAUUUUAACUGUACAAAAGGCAGGGAAGGGCUAAGGACCACGUGCCAGGACUACAUCUUACAUUUGGCUACUUAGUACUUGAAAUUCUGAGCCUUGCUUAAUGUAACAUGACGACCACUACUGUUCAUAUGUAGCCAAGGCUCUACGGGAUUUGACGAAACCUGUGGCACUUCACCUCAGCUGCACUGGAAUGUGGAAUUUACACUGCUGUACAAUACUUUCAUCAAUAGAGUGAGGGUAAUUGGAAAGCAAUACAGGAAAACUGGUUACACCUGUAUGAACAAACAGUAGAUAUUGAGGCAGCAGCUUGUAUGUAGUGUAUUCAGUCAAAGUUAUGAUAUAAUUUUGAAAAGUCAAAACAAGUAUGUGUGUAAAUAAAUCACAUUAAAGGAACUCUAUAGUGUUAUGCACAGCUGUAUUCCAAACACUAUAGUGUUCCUCUGUCCCUCCCCAUAGCAGUUAAAGGGUUAACCAAAAAAACCCUUCUAAAUACUCUCCUCUUUCUAGCACCAAAGUCUAUUGGCACUGGCUCCACAUACUCAAUUGCCACCAUCUAGGGGGAUCCUAAUGCGCAUGGGUGGUGAGUUCCACAUUGAAUCAAUGCUUUCCUAUUGGUGAUUUGAAGACACUGGAUGAUGUCCUCGUGCAAAACAUGAGUAUGUCUUGUGUGGUUUUACAGAGUUAAAGAACAUAAUGGUAUACAGUCACUAGUGGCAGUCUUAACCCUGCAAUACCGAUACUCCUCACUUACUGACCGGGUUUUGUUCUUACGACCCUGGUCAGUGAGGAUGCGUGCAGGUCUAUGUUCGGUGCAGAGCAGGGAAUCUCUUGAAUCUAUGUUCGAGGAGCAUUCUCUGAAUAUGAAUUAGAUUGAUUCCCUGCUCUGGUGUGUUUUUCUAUGUACGGGGAAAUUUAAAUCCCUCUAAUCUACGGGGAAAAUUCCCCGAACAUAGACCAGGCAGUGAAUCCCUCUAAUCUACGCUCAGUGAAAAUUCCCCAAACAAUGACCAGCUCUCUAACGUGGGGAAUCCCUUGAAUCCCCACGCUAGAGAGCUGGUCGUAAGUGUGAGAUGUCGUAAAACAGGUAGGACAUAAAGUGAGGACCACCUGUAUAAACAUUUGUAGUUAAGGGGAUUGGGGGCAUUAAGACCACUUCAAUGAGAUUCAAUGGUCUGGGUGCCUAUGGUGUCACUUUUCAAAUGGCAAGCCUCUUCUUGGUCAAGGAAGUAUUUGCCAUUCCGUUUAGUUCAAUUAAAUUGUGGGCCACUUCCAGCUUGUUUUUAACUUAAAUAUUAUGCCUUUGUCAUAGUUAUUAAAGCUUGUUGAGCCUGUUCUGGCUGCUAGAUUAAAAUUAAGUCUGCAUUUGACCCGUACAAUAUUGGUUUUAAUUACAGUUGUUUGCUUUUCUAAAUUCCUAAUAAAAGUCAGUUGUUUGCAUGUUGUUAAGAGCUUUUGUUAAUCUUUGACUUGGGUUCUAAACAGAACUGGGAAAUUUCCAAAAGCUUGUAUUUAUUUUUUCAAAAUCCCAUUUUAUAUUUUAAAGUGGCCAUGUUAUUUGUAAGCUUUUUUUUUUUUUUUCUUUCUUUAAACAUGAGAUCUUUAUGAAAAGUUCUUUUUGGCUGUGUUGGGAUUUCUGUGAAUUUCCAACGCAAUUAAAAGCUAUACAUGAGACAACAUAGGGAUCAAUUUUUUUGCCAGUACCCAGAACAGGCACUGUGACGGACCUCCUUCAAUCGCGGCUUCCUAGUACUUGUGAGUACCAUAAGCACUGCACUGAAACACCAUAACCACCGUAAACCCCACAAACCGCCGCAGCUUGGUUAGGGUCUCGCCGUCCUCUACCCACCCUGGACCCAAGACCAGGAUUCAGCUUCUAGUAGGUAGACCUCUUCUAGUCUAGAGAGCGUAGCAAGAACAGCUCUUACAAGAGCUUAGUGAUGGUACUCAGGGGAGUUUAGUGAUUAUAGCAAUCCCCAGAAUGAAUGUAGUUCUCCAAUCCCCUAAGCAUGAGCCUAGACUUCAUGAAGGGUAAAACAAGUGUGUUUAAUGGAAGACACAGCUGGCCUUUUAUGCAAGUCCCCAAGCAAGCUAUAAACCCACAUGGACCUUGUGGGGGACAGGGACACAAAGCUUACAAAUCAGAUCAGUAAUUAAAUGUGUGACACUCCCACACACAGCACACAAUCCCUCCCCUCUGCUUGGUUGAUAAUUGAGUAAAGUACAGAAUAACUUAAUUAUCUCCAGGCAUGAAAACCACAAAUUUAUAAAGUCUCAUAAGUACCCAAAACACAACAUAUCCCCAUAAAAGUCACACCCCCUAAUAGCCCUGAUCUGGGUGAACCACAUAAUCCAAAAAUCACCCAGAUCAGAGCAGGGGUUCAGGAACAUGGUCCCAUGCCCAAAACAGUUCCAGAGAAUUAGUGCUAACGGUCGGUCUCUCUGUCUGGAGUACAAAAGUACAUACUUCACAUCAAGAAAACAGGUCUGAAAUAUUAGCAGAGACAAGUGACAAGUCAAAGUUAAAAAGAAAAGCACACAAUACUACCCAAUCUUCUCAAACAAAGAAAAGAAAAUACAAUGACCGCUACUUAUCAUUUGGAUUCACACGUGCCAGGAAAAAAAAAAUUAGAAAUUCUCAAGCACUAUGCUUACUUUGCAAGAAAAUAUUGUCAAACCGUCGUUAGCAGCUGAUAAAUUACGUCUUUAUUUUGAGCAAAACCACGCUGAGUACAAAGAUAAAAACAUUGCCUUUUUUUUUUUUUUAAACAAAAGCUUCAGGAUUCUCAUAAGGCUAAACAGUUUAUGAGCAAAAUAUUUAAAAAUGAUAAUAUAAAAGCCACUUAUUAAAAGGCUUGUGCUAUGGUGCAAAACGUUUUUUCGGGGGUUCAAUGAUGUUGGUAUACUAUGUCAAAGGGUUCCACGGGAAAUAUUUAAUUGGGAACCCCUGGCCUAGAGCAAAGAAUCUCAGGAAUUUUGGAUGAGACUGGUGUAUGGGAAUCUCAUAGUAGGCAUUCUUUAAAUCUAUUUAGGUGAUCUAAUUUCCUUGAUGUAUUGUCCAUCUUAUGGAAGAGAUCUUGAAGGACAUAUUUUUGAGGAAGACUUUGAUUCUUUUUGAGUCUAGGAUUAGUCUCCUCUUUCCCUGGGGCUUAGGCACCAGGAAUACAUUUGAAUAAAAUCCUUUAUAUCUUUCUUAAAGGGGGAACGUGUAUGAUGAAUUCUUUAGUUAUGAGUUGUUUAAAGUUGUUUAAUACACUUCUGUCAUGACCUUUUGCUUUAUGUCUGGAGAAUUGAUCAGUGGAAAUUGAAGGAUUCCGGAUACCCUUGGAAACCCAGUCUGUAACAGUCUUUGAUUUGAAUAAUGAUUAGAGCCCAGUGGUCCGAUAUGAAGUUGUCCCAAACUGGAAAGAAUAUUUUGAGAUUGCCUCCAACUAUUCCACUCUGGACCUUCAAGUAUUCAUGAGGUUUUAGAGGGUUGUCUGGAUCCUCUUGAGGAAGAAGUAGAUUGCUGGUAGAUCCACUGAGAGUAUCUAAAAUACUACCUUUCCGGCUUAUAUGACUUACUGUUACAAAAUGCCCUUUCUCUGAUACGUUUGCUUCUCCAUGAACUAUUAUAUGGUUUCCUGAUGACCUUUCUUUGAGGAAGAAAAGCCUUUUUAUUUACCUGCUGUCUUUUUUUUGUAUAGCUUCGUUUAACAUUUUACCAAAGAAACGAUCCCCCAGAUUGGUAGGACACAAAGAUUAGCUUUUGAUGCAAAGCCCAUUCCUCAGGAAUAGCACUUUUAGCCAAUCCUUGAGUAAAAUCUAGAGCUGAUUUACACAAUAUGUGGUUAGCUUUAAGACUUUAACUAGAUUUAAUAAGAUAUAUUCUCUGCUGACCCAACUGGUUGUGUCUAAUCCCAAAUUAUCAAUCCAGACUUUCACUUUUAGUAACCUACUGCUGUUUAUAAUCCUUAUCCAAUAGCCAGGUAUGUUUUUACCAAGUUUGAGUCCAUUGUCUUUUCCAUAGGUGCUUUUAAGUAUGCCAUACUGUAGGGUGCAUAAAAUGGGUGUAGACCAUUCAGAAUGAAUUGGGUCUUUUAUAGUUGCUUGUAUUCAGCAGAAAUGAAGGUUUGGAAGAUUUCAGAUCUUCAAACCAAGUAUCUGAAGGAGACAAUUAUGAUCAUUCUUGUAUUGUGAAGGUAUACCUCACCAAAUAAAUUAACUUGUCUAUCUUCCUGCAGUCUAAAGAUUUUUUUUCAAGAUUUAUAGGAUUUCUCUUCUGAGAACAAUUCCUGCAUUGCUUGAGGUUGCAGACUUGACUCUGAAGAGACAGAAGCUUCUGUGGGUCUUUUCAAUGGACCCAUCGGAUCCUCAUCUACUGAUCGAAAAUCUUCUGCAAUGACUUUGGAUAUUGAUUUAUUUUUUUAAGUCAGUCUGCGAUAAACUUCAGCUCGACUGUCUAUCUGCAAGUUCUUCCAUAUAUUGGAAGCACCGGUUCUUCCCCUCAGGGGGUUUAGAUCCACAGUCCGUGCAGCGCUUAGAUUUCUGCUUCUUUUUCCUGGAAGAUGGUUCAUGGGGUAUUCUUGGGAUGAAAGUGAUAGGGCUAUAUUGUUAGUACUUAUAGGCCAUCACGGCCUCUUUUAAUUCCACCAGAUAGUGGACUUGCCCCUUAAAGUUAAAAGUAAAAAUAUAUGUACCUAUAUGGCAGGUUGAAAAAAGGCUUCACAAACUAAGGAUCGACUGAUAUUGUUGUGUGUUUUUUUUUGUUUUGUUUUUUGAGCCGAUACUGAUAAUCUGUGAACAUUUAGGCCGAUAGGUGAUAACUUACUGAUACUGAUAUUCUGUAAAUUUACCAUUUAAAAAAAUAAAUAAAUACCAGUAAAUACAACUCUAUCUAUGCUUGUUUUUAUUUAUUUUGGCAAUUUUUAUGGUUGUUGUUGUUGUUGUUGUUGUUGUUGUUGUUGUUGUUCAAAAUAUACGUGCCAGUCAGAAUGUUUUCAAGAAUAUGUGUGUAGUGGAUGUAGUGAGAGUAUUUGAUUAGUGGAUGUAGUAUGUGUGUGUUUAUGUAGUGGAUGCAGUGUGUAUAGUAAAUGCAGUCUAUGUUUGUGUAGUGGAUGCAAUGUGUAGUGUGUGUGUAUAGUGGAUGCAGUGUGUGUAUUUGUGUAGGUAUGUAAUGUGUGUAAAAUGGGGGGGGCUUCUUUAACUUAUAUAUAUUUUUUUUACAUUUUGUUUUAGUUCCCCCUCCCUGCUUCUUACCUGGCCAGAAAGAGGGAUAUGGCAUUCCCUGGGGGGCCCACGGUGGCCCAGCACACUCUUACUAACCUUCCCAGCAGCUCCCUUCAGCUCCCCUGUCUAACAACGCUGUCACAGCCGCGGAACUCGUGAGAGUUAGACAGAGGGCUACUGGGAAUGGAAGUAAGAGUGUGCUGGGAUCCCCAUGACCCUGAUGGCGGCCCUGGUAUGCAUUAUCGGCAUCUUUAUUGGCCGAUACCGAUAUUGCUGAAAAUACAGAAUAUCUGCCAGACAGAUGAUUGAUCCCUAUCAUAAACAAAAUAAUAGGCUUAAAUGCAACAUCAGAGAGCAUCAGAAAAUAGCAGAGAAGAUGGAUGGUUUCCCACACUUCCCCUUACUUCAGAGGAUAAACUGAAACUCUGAGUCCAUGCUGCUAAAAGUCACUAUUCAUAGAGAAUUCCCACGUUAAUAUAUAUUAAGAAACACAAACCAGUUAGUGCUGCCACUGCAGGUUCUUUAUUGGUUUCUUUAGGGGGAGAGAGGCUGAACUCCCCAUGGAAGAACCAUGUUAAACAUGGUAGCAUGCCCAGAAAAUAAAAAUAUAACAGGACCUGAAACAUCCCUGCCUGUAAUCUAGGGCAGGAAAAGACUCGGGGGUUCAGAUGAUAGAGGGUUUUAUUAACUAUGUCUGUCCUGAUAGCUGGCAGGAGCUAACCCAUAAGUGAUGAUGCCAUGUUUAGCGAUGAAAGAAGGCUUUUCAGUAUAAUUCUGGGACACCGGGUAGGCAUAACUUCUAUAUACUUUUCAGUGUUUAUUGGGUUUCAUAUCCAGUUGCCAUGCUAGAUAAGGUCAAUAUUUGCUUAAUAUUUGACGGUUUCUCUGUACUCUUUUACCGGUCGUAAGUGAUUUGAUUAAUGAAGGAAAUGAGCCUUGAACAAUUGUCGACAUAUGUGCUUGAAACCCCAUUAACAGCAAAUGUAUUGGCUCACGUGUAGUUAUCACAUGCGUACUAAAUGUAAAUCUAUCCACGGUGCUUACCAAAUAUGCAGUUGGCAUAGAGAGACUCGGUUAUAAAGACUGUAGUUGCUGUGUAUUUCCGUGUGUUCCCACAAUGCCUAGUGUGUAUUAGUAGUAGUAGUAGUAGUAGUAGUAUUUAUAUAGCGCCAACUUAUUCCGCAGCACUUUAUAAUAUUAUGAAAGGAGGGAAAUUUAACACAAUAGGAGACAUUAACAAAAUGAUACAGAAACAAUGGGUAGAUGAGGACCCUGUCCCCAACCUGCAGCAGAAACCUAGAUUCAAACUUCCAAUUAAAAAAAACACGUGGCUUAUACAUUUCUUGUGAAUUGACGUUCCCCCAUUUAUUAAGUGUUGUACUGUGUUUGACGUGAACCAAUCGUCUGUAUGUCCGUGGAAGACGGAUUCACUGGCAUUUCUCUGCUUUUUUUUUUUUUUUUUUUAAUUUUUACACUCAAACAUCGGAGUGUAAAAAUGUUUGAAUCCAGAAUUUGAUGUUGCCAAGGAUGUGCAUGUUUUAUUAAAACAUCUUUUUAUUUGUCAGUAGCAUGUUGUUGCAAUAUGUGCUUUUCUCUGGAAUGUGCAUUUUUUUUAAAUGUUUUUUAUUUUUUAUUUAAUCAUUAGAAAUGUCUUUAUUUUUAUAAAAUGGGUAGUGAAAUGCUUUUGUCAGUGCAUGUUGAUUUGUCACUGACGUAGUAAUGCAUUAAGCUGUUAUUUAUUUUUAAAUCCCACAGAAGAUGCCCACUCCUGCAAUACAAGCUGUCAAUGAUGAGGUUUCCAUGGCUGGUAACUUGGGAUUCAUCCAUGCAUUCGUGGCUGCUAUAUCUGUGAUCAUCGUUUCAGAGUUGGGAGAUAAGACCUUUUUUAUUGCUGCCAUAAUGGCUAUGAGAUAUAACCGCCUCACCGUACUUGCAGGAGCUAUGCUUGCCUUGGGUCUAAUGACCUGUCUAUCAGGUGAUUAGUCAUUUUCUUAACGCUAUGAGUGUAAACCAGUUUGAAUAACACUGGUCCAAUUUUAAUUUUUUCUCUUCCCAUUUAAUGAACCUGCCUAGUUUCCGACCAAUAGAUUGUUGCAGUAAAGGGAUAUAUAUAUAUAUAUAUAUAUAUAUAUAUAUAUAUAUAUAUAUAUAUAUAUAUAUAUAAUUAUUGAAUGCUGGCCAUUUAAUGGCUGCUUGAAUAGCAGUCUCAUCGAUUGUACAAGACCAGAACAUUGCAUGAUACACCCAUGAAGCAUGUGAGCAAAUGUAAUUUGUUUUCUUGGUUGACAUGCACCUUAAGCUCUUCUCAGACUUUCUUUCAAUAUAGAAUCACGGUACAUUGGCAUUAAUUAAACACACCCAAACUUGUUUGUCAUACUGAACUGUAUGACAAAUCAAACCACGCAUUCCCAGGAAAGCAAUUGUACAAAUAAAUGUGCCCAUAUGGCUUUGUUAACCAUUUUUGUGAAAAUUAUAAUUACUAAAUUAUUACAAAAGAGGCUUCACGGAAUCCAAUAUUAUACAGACCCUUUGUACAGCGCUGCUGAAUCUGAUGGCGCUAUGUAAAUAAUAAAAUAAUACAUGAAUAUGUUUUGUUUGGUUUGCUUAAAGCAUUGUAUCUAUGAAGUAGUAGUGCUGUGUGUUACUCAGUGCCAUGGCUUUUAGCUACUGAAUGUAUUAAAAUGUUUCACUCUGUAAUUUAGAUUUGAUGCAGUGACUGAUCCCUUUAUUGAACAUUAGCAAACUAAUUUUUUUUCCCUGUUACAAAGUAAUAUCUUAUGUUUCUUCUUUCAGUUUUGUUUGGGUAUGCAACAACUGUCAUUCCAAGGGUCUAUACAUAUUAUGUGUCUACUGCGCUUUUUGCCAUAUUUGGUAUUCGAAUGCUGCGGGAGGGCUUAAAGAUGAGUCCUGAUGAAGGCCAGGAAGAACUUGAGGAGGUUCAAGCAGAAAUCAAAAGAAAAGAUGAAGAAGUAAGUUUUUUAAAGUAUUGGUUGCUUGUAUGAGGUUUUAUUGCACUUAGACAGUACAUGUGAUAAAAUAUCUCUGUUGGUUUUUGCAAAUAUUGCUAAAUGGUCCAGUCAUUCCAGGCUCUGCUGUAAUUAAAAGUGGGACUGUCACUUCACUGAAUUGUUCAUACUAUGUUUACUUGUCACCUAUGUUUAACUAAUAUGUAUUUGUGAGAAAAUGAAAUGUAGAAAUCCUACAACUGGGAUACUCCAUCUUGGCUCCCUGUUAUAAGCACCGUGCUUUGCACCUUUCAGUCAACAUAAAGAAAGCAUACAGAGAUGAGAAGAAUUUAACCUAUGUAUGCCUUGGUUGAACUACAUUGUGAUAUCAUUUAGGUUUUUUUUUUUUUUUUUUUUUUUGGGGGGGUUUUUAAAUAAAAUGGAGAAUCACAUAAAGUUAACACACGUUAGACGUGCUUUUCAAUAUUUUAUUUUUCAAUGGUGUGAUUUUCAAAGAAGUGAUGGUUCGCCACAUAUAUAUUUCAUAUUUUCAGUUACUGUAUUUAUUUAUUUUUAACUGUUUUAUGCUAGUGACAAAUGUAUAGCAAGAAGACAAUUCAUCCACCUGGCUGUUCUUUGCUUAUAUAUAAUGCAAAAUAAACACUCAAGGCAGGAUUUACUUUCCUGUUUUAUCACAUGUUCUGACUGACUCCAUUUGUUUUUUUUGUGGAUGCUAGACAAGCUUGUUUAGUGCUCCAGAACUAGAGGCAAUCAGUUCUGUUUAUUACAAUGUCACACAGUAAGGAACAUGUGUUUGCUUUGUCUCACUACUUUGCAGCUGGCUUUAAUUUAUAUUAAAGUCAAUGUUAUAUGGAUUUGAUUGCCGUUCCAGUAGUGCAAGGUGCUUUAUAUAUGUCGCUUGGUAACUGCAAGGCUGACUGCCAGGUUCUGUGAUAAGUGACAUGCUUUGAAAGUAUUUUAGCAUAGGCUUCAUGUUAGAUUAGUAGCUAGUUGGUCCAGAAACAUUUCAAGUCUACUAAAAUUUAUUUUGUUUACUUUGGCUUAGCUUGUGUUUUUGGUUAUACUCAACCUUGUGAUAACACUUGUAGGAGAUAAACAAUACUGAUUAACUCUCUCCUCCACUCCUUUGUCUUGAAUUGUCUAAAUUAAAAGUUCAAAAGUUUGUGGGCUGAAAAGCUGUGCUUAUGACUGUAGCAUAGUCUUUGUUUUAUCUUUUCAACUUCUAUAAUUUUCUUGUGUUUGUCUUAAGCUUCAGAGAUCUAAACUACUCAAUGGACCUGGGGACAUAGAAGCUGGUGGAGGGCCUGCAACACCUAAGAAGAGAUGGAUGCAGUUUAUAUCGCCAAUAUUUGUUCAGGCUUUCACAUUAACAUUCUUAGCAGAGUGGGGUGAUCGCUCUCAACUCACAACAAUUGUUCUGGCUGCAAGAGAGGUGAGUACUGAAAGAUUUUUACAAACCUUAUUAACGCUGUACAUCACAAUAUGAACAUUACUGCAUUUGCUUAUACCCUUCAUAAUUUCAUAACAGCAACGUUUUAUAGAAUUGAUGGUUUUAUGAUUCUUUGUGUGCACAAAGAGCUAUGUAUUGCGUGCCCUUUAUGUGUCACAACUGUCUUCAUAUUUAUGAAAACCUUUAAUUAUUCAUAUAUUUCAACUAGUAAAGCCAGUGAACAAUUUACAUAUGAAAGGGUUUAUAAUUUUAGAUGCAGGCUGUCCUUUAGAUCUUGCUCCUGUAUGCUGUAAAAUGCUUAAUCCUUAAUAUGGUCGAGUAUUUGUAUUCCUUGUAUAUACACCUUUUAAAGCAGUUAACCCAGUGGUUCCCAAACAUUUUAAGUUUAAGGCGCCCUGAAGAUUUCAAUAUGUUUACAAAGCGCUCCAAGUCAAAAAUGUUUCUAGGUUGUAUAUAUGUACAGCGCUGUGACAUAUACUGGGCCCCUGUUAGGCAGAAAUGCUUGCCUUUCAGGCGCAGAUCCAGAACCUAAUCUUGGGAGGGGCACUGGUAGAUUAUUUAAAGAAACAAUCCAGGCACAAUAACCACUACAUCACUUUGUAGUGGUAAUGGUGCCAGUAGUGCCAUAGUGCUCUCCCAGGGUAAGUAGUCAAACUGUUUAAAAACAGUUUGACAACUUACCUGGGAUCUGCUGUGUGUGUGUUUUACAGGGGUGCAUUGUGCUUGUGAAGGAUGUAGUGUGUGUGUGUGUGUGUGUGUGUGUGUGGUGGGGAGGGGACAGGUUGUGUGAGGGGUACAGUGUUGGUAUAGAGGGGUAGUGUGUGUGGUGGGGGGAGGGGGGGGCAAAGUCAUAAAUAUAUAAAUAAUAAUUUUCAUAUCCCUCCUCCCUGCUUACCUUUUCCUGAGAGGGUGGUCCGGUGGAGAAAUCCUGGUGGUCAAAGUUGUGAGAGUGAACUCUAGCAGCCUCAGGAGCUGCUAGAGUUCACUCUUGCGAGAUUCGGAGUGUUGCCGUGGUAACUGCGGCAAUGCUCCGAGCUGCCGAGAGGAGAACCCGGCGGAGCUGCAGGUUAGAGCUCCCCUGGGUCCUCAGUCACCAGCCUGCUACCAGCAUUAUUACACUGCUAGCGAACCGGUGAGGGAGAUCUCUGAUCUCCCCUCCGGUCCUGCAGAGCUGGCAGGGGAGAGUGAGGCACGGUUCCCGAUGCUAUGAUCAUAGCAUCGGGGAAAUUUCUUGCGGCGCCACGGCACACAGUUUGGGAACCGCUGAGUUAACCUAUAGAAAACUGAGCAGUGGAUCUUAAAGGAAUAAAGGCUCAAAAUUACAGUUUUAUGCAAAAUAUAGAUAAUGCAAAAAAGUAACAAACUAUUUUCCUUGAGCAACAGCACUUGCACAGGUAAGUGCAGAUGGAAGUAUCCUCCCUCACGAGAAAGAGGCUCAACCAAUCAGGAGCCUUCCAUUCUGGACUUUGGAGUUCAUUAUCACACAAAACUCUUGUCUAGUAAAGGUUUAUAAAAUAUGUAGUGUAUCCACAGUUUUACUUAUCACAGGGAAUGAGUGAACCUGCUUUGUAAGAUUUUUGCAAUCAUAACAUGGCUGUCAGUUUAUACACAGACCAAUGCACAGUUUUGUACAUUGGGCUGUAUGCAGCAGUCUCCAAAGCCAUUGACUUGAGCACUCUUCAUGGGAGGAGAGCGGAUGUGCGCAAGUGGAUCUGAGAUAGAUACUUCCCAUUUAAAGCUUGGACUGUAGGUAUGCCUUGGAUUGCAUUGGGACGCACUCCUCCACACCAUAACCUUUAAGAUGAAAAGUUGUGCCCAGAGGGGCCUUUUUAAGGGAUGUAACUUGCUUGAUGUAUCAUUCUAUACCUGUAAUGUUCAAACUGCAUGCACAUGUGUAGCAGCCAGUUGACCUCAUGUAUGGUGAUUCUGGAGUUCUUUACCUUUCUCGAUCUGUAGGAUCCAUUUGGAGUUGCUGUUGGGGGUACGAUCGGACAUUGCCUUUGUACUGGUUUAGCAGUUAUUGGAGGAAGAAUGAUAGCGCAAAAAAUUUCAGUUAGAACAGGUAAAUAUAUGAGUAAAACCGAAUGUAGAACUGUCACAAAUGGUAUCUUUAUUUGCAUGCAAAUCAUGUUUUUCGAUAUUAGAUAUUGCAUUGAUCAGAAGAAACUAGUUUACCGAUCAUAUCCGGUUUUGUUUUUUUAGAUUUUUAAAAAAAUUUUUUUUUUAUUGCUGGUGAUGAAAACGUCUUUAGGAGAUACCAGUUGAACAUGUUACAUAUAGGGCCAUUUAUCCUCCUGUUGCUAUUUAUGGGAGGUUAGGUUGGCAGAAAUUCUGUUUUAAUGUUCACUGGUUCUUGAAUAAACUAAUGUACAUAAUCUAUUAAAUAGUUUUAUGUUAAUGUGAAAUUUUAAUGUGACAAAGGUCAUUUAUGUUCUCAAAUGUAGAAAGUGUGGAUAACUGUGACUAUAAGAUUUUUGUGUGUGCUGGCAAGGACAGAUUUUACGUAUUGCAUCUGAGUAAUAACCUUUUUUGUGUUUUUCAGUGACAAUCAUCGGCGGUAUUGUGUUUCUGGCGUUUGCUUUUUCAGCUUUAUUUAUAAGCCCGGAUUCUGGCUUUUAGCACUUUUUCUGGAAUGCUAAUUCAGUCUGGAUAAGGCCUGUUUUGUACUGUAUUGCUGUAUAUAUUGUACAAAUUGUAGUUAACAUCGAGAGAUUCGCUGUAUAGAACCAUUCACUGGUAAUGACUAUUUUUUUUAGUCUGAGUGUAUGUGAUCUACUUUGCUCAAGUAUUAACUGCUGGGAGAUGUUGAAGGAUUUUUUUUUUGUUCUUUUUUCAAUGUACAACUUUACAGUCUGAAACUGUAGUUUAUCAUGCAUCUCCACUAUAUUUGCUAUUACUGCGCAUUAAUAGCGCACAGUAAUUAGUCAUUAAGUUGUCAAUAUUUGACAUGGAAGAUAUUCUGGCAUUGGGAUGCUGCAGAUGGUGUAUUUAAAUCAGAACAUCUAAUACUCCUGAAGAACACGAGGCAUGAUUUUAUAGCGUACAUUGCAAAACCAUAAGAUUUAAAGACCUUGGAAUUCUCCGAUCAUUACUUGUAGUUGCCUACCUGUAGUUACUAGUUUAUUUUAAGGAAAUCCUUACUCUGUGGCUGAGAUCACAUACUGUGCAUAUCAUGCUAUGGGGUGUUUAUCUCUGGACCUUUAGAAACAUGGGCUAAAGUUCUGUCUAAGCCCUUUUGUUUGUUUUUAUUUUCCCCCCAAUUCAUUGGGAUUCUCGAAUGUCUAUUUUGUUUUUUUGUAUUUGGUUGAACUUUCUGUUUUUCUUAGAAUGUAUGAUCUGCAGGUCCCUCUAAUCCCAUAUACGCAUUUAUUUAGUAUCUGUGAUGAACCAUUUGUUCAUCAACAAGUAUAAUGGAUCAAAACUGUGUGUAAUGUUACAAGCUGCAUUAUAACUCAUAGAUUCUAUUGCACUUGAAUAGUUUUGUGCCACAAAGUGGAAUAUAGGUGACACCAGGACUUUCAGGUGUCUUUUGUGUCACAUAUGGGGGUUGGCCCACAACCACUACAUUCGUUGAUAGUGAUUAUGGUACAUUGACAUUAUUUCACUUUCUAGUUUCCCAUAAUGUCAUUCUAAACCAAAAUUAAAUGAAUACACUGCUACCUGCCCGGUGUAAAAGUAGGUACAUACCCUGCUUUUUAUUGCAUAUACUCUGGCAGCUCAUCUGGUUAUUAAAAACAAAACAAAAAAACACGUAUUGCCUUACUACUUUGUGGAGCAAAUGUGUUUCAAAAUAUUGAAAAAGAUACCUCAGAAUUUUCCUAGAAGUUUAUAUUGAUAAUCGUGUUCCUUUUCAGGUAACGUUGCCAUUAGACUGAAGCAGUGUACUGUAAUAUAGCACAGAUUUGUUUCAAUCAGUCAUUUUAUUAACAUUUAUACGUGGAGUCAGUGUUUUGUAAUAAUAAUGUUACAGGCUGCUGUGCACAUCGUUAUGUAUUUUCAUUUUAUAAUGCACCAAAACCAGGACCUGGUACAAAGUCAAAUGUUUUCAUUUGCUUGAAUUCCAAAGGCACUGUUAAUCAUUGGGGGAAUCUGCUUGUGUGAAUGUGAUAAAAAAUAUUGUGAACUGUACACUAUUAAAACCGUUUUAAAGUA
Pelobates cultripes (western spadefoot toad) is the source of this 15564-nucleotide messenger RNA. The record is from the annotation of a GenBank genome assembly. Lineage: Eukaryota; Metazoa; Chordata; Amphibia; Anura; Pelobatidae.